This is a messenger RNA of Paramecium pentaurelia, 1657 nucleotides long. The record is from the annotation of a GenBank genome assembly. NCBI's taxonomy places the organism in Eukaryota, Ciliophora, Oligohymenophorea, Peniculida, Parameciidae.
AUGGAUGAAUUUCAGACCUUCUUUUAAAGUUUAGGUGAUAAACAAACAAUUCCUAUUUCUGAUGAUUAUAAAAAGUAAUUCAAGAUUAGAGGAGAGUUCAUAUACCCACAUAGCAAGAAGUUUGAUCAAAUUUGUUAAAGGUUUUUCUAUAAUUUUCAUGUUAGUUUUUUGUAAGAUGAAAAAUUACGUAGCAAAAGAAAAUGGGAUAAUUCCUUUAAACUAUUUUUAAUAUGGUUUCUUGUUAAAUAUUUUGAGAAUUAAAAUCAAAAUACUAUACGACCUGUAAUAAUUUGAAAUAAUAUAUUUUUAGGAGGAGAAUGAUUGGAUUAAUUUUGAAAACAUUUUGAAAAUAGAUAAGCAUACUUUAUAAUAAAGAUGGAUUACCUUAAUAAAUCCUUAAAUGAAAUCUACUAAUUGGACUUAAGAAGAAGAUGAUUUUAUUAGGAAUUAAAUGAAGUAAGUUAGGAUUACUUAUUGUAUUAUAGUUAAAAAAAUAAACAUAUUUGGACAUAAAUUGCAGUGUCUCUUUAUGAAAGGAAUUUAUAGGGGAAUAUUCGAACACCAAAAUAAAUUAGAGAAAGAUGGAUGAAUUAUUUAAAUCCUGAAUUAAAUAAGUAAUUUACUAUAUAUAUUUUUAUAGAGAACAAUGGUUGCUCAAAGAAGAUUUGAUUAUUUUAAAUAAUGUUGUGAAAAAUGGAAAGAAAUGGUCAUAAAUUUCAUAGUAAUUAAAUGGAAGAACUGAGAAUUAAGUCAAAAAUAGGUAAUUUAAUAAUAAUAAUAUUACAUAAGAUAUAAAUCAUUAAUACAUAAAAUAUGCAAGGAUGAUGAAUGUGAUGAAAUAGAGAUGAUCAAAUAGUAUAUAAGAAAAAAGUAUAUUACAUAUUUAAUAAGUAGUUCUUUACAUAUGGAUUCAAAUAAAUAAGGUAUUAUUGGUAAAAGGGGAAGACAUAAGAAGGGAAUGAGAAAUAAAGAAUAAAAAGCAGAAACUAAAAAAUAAAAAAACAUACCAAAAAUAAUAAAAUAAGAAGAACAAUAAUCCCAGUAAUCUAUCGUUUAAUAAGCACAAUAAUAAAUAUAUGCAUAAUCUUAAUAAUUAUAAUUGUAAUAAUAAUUAUAAUAAACUUAAUAAUUACAAUAAUUGUAGUAAUUAUAAUAAUAAAUGAAUUUUAAUCAAGAAGAAAUGAAAUUAGCAUUAAAUUUACAAUCAAAUUUUAAUUAAGAUGAUAUGAAAAAUACAACUCCUUUGAUGAUGUUAUAAUGUUUAACUUCUCCAGGAUAUCAAUAUUUUGAGAAUCAAUAUUUAAGACAAUUAUCUCCAGGAAUGAUUGAAGAAGGAGAUUGUCUUUAAAAUUCAUCCUUAUAGUUGUCUAAAAUUGCUAAUGUAUAUAAGGUUAAUUCUACAUCUCCCUUCUUAUUUGGAUCAAUGGUACCUUCACCAUUUUGGAAUAACGAUCAAUUUGUUUAGUAGAAUGAAGAACCAUUAGGAAUAACAACUAAUUAAGCAUAUGCUCAAUAAAUUUCCACAACUCCUUAUUUGAAUCUCAAUUAUUUUAGAUAAUAAUAGAUGAAUGGUUUUUCUAAAUAGAAGGAAUUAGAUUUACUAUAAGAGAAUCCUAUAUAACAAUUCAAUAAAAGAAGAAAUAUUAAUUAAUAAUGA